Molecule: messenger RNA, 5406 nt
Organism: Petromyzon marinus (sea lamprey)
Lineage: Eukaryota; Metazoa; Chordata; Hyperoartia; Petromyzontiformes; Petromyzontidae
Product: KIAA2012 ortholog
Source: RefSeq, a predicted model, not a curated record
GAGAUGCAUUGCAGUCGGCAACACAACGCACGCUUCGCGUUCUUCUCAUCAUCAUCAUCAUCCUCCUCCUCCUCAACACGGUGUAUUUUAAUUGGUAUUACAUUUUCGGGUUGUUACUUUUUUUCCCCCCUUCAGAUAACGCCGAUACGAUUUGUGAGGGUAAAUGGGGGUUAGCUGUGUCCAUAAAAGCGUUGUAAAAGAAGUGUUAUUUUAGUGCAGUGUCAAAAAUGCUAUAGUUUUUUUCGUUGAUGAGUGUUUCGUGAGAGGGGGAGGGGGGGUGGUAAAGAAUUAUGUUGGAAUAUGAAAUCAGGGUCAUCAACAAGUAAUCCCGUUACACCACACUUUAUGUUCAACUGGAGGAAAGGUACAGUGUAACAAUUUCAAGCGUGAGACAAGGAGGAGUUGGUUUGGUCUGGAGGGAGCCGGCAUUGAGGCGUCAUGCUGGCCAGUGACAGAGGAAUGCCCCUGUCCCUGCUAAGCCGAGGCAUUGGCCUGCUCGUUCGGAAUGGCCAGGAGAAGGUGGAGGUGUACUUCGAGCCUCAGGACUAUUUGAACUGGCGGGUGACGGGAGGCCGGCACCCUGUAUGCCGCUGCCCUUACUGGCCCACCGGUGGCCUGGCCAAGACCUACACCACCCGGAAGGGGCCUCUCCUCCUCUACUCCGAGGAGCUCGCCUACCCGGCGCAUCUCUACCAGGAGGAGGUUCGCCGUCACCAGCGGCGUGGCCACCAGCCCAGUCUCCCGCAGCCGGAGAGCUUCCUCCAGCAGGUCCAACCCCACCAGCAGGAGCAUCUGAAUCAGCAGGCCCUGCUGUUCCAGCAAACGCAGCUCAACCACAAGGCUCACCUUCAGCAAAGAGCGCGGGCGGCACGGAGGAGGCCGGAACACCCGGACAGGAAUGCGGACGCCGUCACCGCACAACUGAAAACCCUCAGCGACCUGACCGAUGCGAUCUUGAUAUAUGGAUGCAGACAGAUUGUGGGAGGCCAGCAUUGCCCGAGCAUCCAGUCCCUUCCGUCGGCGAAGGCGAGCAGGAUCCGGCCGGGCUACUCCGCACGCCGCUACCUCUGCAACUGGUUUCACUCCUGGGAUGAGGCGUUGCUGCUCAAGCUCCACAAUUCGGGUCGGAUUUCAUACUCCACGCUGUACCGGGAGGGCAGGUGGAGCCCACGCGCCUUCAGAAGAGCUCACUAUGACCUUACUGCAGCGCCGCAGCCGUAUCAGCUCACAAGCAGCAUGCUGCAGGCGCCCGGACCUACCCUGCUAUGCAGGACCGUUGCCAGCUAUGCGAGCGGCGAUGAAACGGAGGAGAAGCAGCAGGGUUCCGGCAAGCAGAUGACACUGCCGGACGGCGGCGGUGCCUCAAGUUACCCUGACAGCGGCCAGUGCGGCGUUAUCGGCAAAUGCUUUGAUCAGCCUGCGAACGGACAUCAGCUUGAGCCUUCAUCUCAGGAUUGCAUCGUGAAGGAAACCAUAAACAAGAUUGAUGCCCUAAAAUCCAGCAGGCUACCUCCUAUUGGUGCUCAUAUAUCACCCGCAGUGCGGGAGAGACCCCCACCACUACACCGGACUCUCAUUGACACCUCUCAUCUCCGCAGCCCGGAGGAAAACAGAUCCUUCGCAUCAUUUUAUGGUGGCUCGCUCGCUGGAAACCGCAGGAAUGUCGGCAUUUCGGCGAAGGUUGUGGCUGUGGACAAACGAGACUCGGGACAUGGAGAGGAGGACAGGGGGAUGUCGCGCUUUCCUGCUCUCACAGAGACUAUCUCAAAGGAACCGGCAAGAAAGCCACCGCCGUCCGAUGGCGUGAAGCUGCCGCUCAUUACGAUGGAGCCUCCUGCCACUCCCCAGAAGCAACAGGCCGGGGAUAACACAGAGGGGGAGGCAGAGCAGAGGAAGGGACCUCCCCAACCACUGCUGCCGUCCAUCUCCCAGGGCAGGCCUCCCACGUGGGGCUUAAUCAAACAGGGGGCCACCCGGGGAGGCGUCACACCGUUCGAGGCGGCCCGGGCAAAACCAGCAACAGGCGGCGCCCGACAUGGCCAAGUUGCCAGAGACGCUGGAACGAAUAGAAUGGCACGAGCCGACCAAGGUGCUGCCACUUUCGUCAAGCCGCAGCGGGAUCGUUCCCCGGAUCGUGGAGCGACCAAAGCUCAAGUUUCGGUGCCGCCUGGAGAUGAGCCUGUCUGUGCAGCUAAAGAGAGAGAUGGAGUGCCAGGCGUUCACUGGGGUGAUGCGGUCGUUGCCAGCAGCUCAGGACAACCGGUCAGGCGAGCGACGGAUAUGGAGGGACCUUCAGUUGUUGGUCAGAUGGCUGCAGGUGAAAGCUCUCAAUAUGAGUGGCAGCUUCUUGGGAAAAAGGGGCCCGGCAGCCAUGACAGUGCGACAAGCAACAAGGGAGGCAAGGGUGCAAAAGACAUGGGCAUCAAGGGCGACAAGGCCGGCAGAGACAUCUUCAUCAACCCAGAGGACAUAGAGGUAGCAGAAACUGUCGACGUUGACCUCGAGUUUCCCCCAGUAGCCACCGGGGUUGACGUGGGAGCCGGCGAGGUUAGCGGUGCCAAGGCCGAACGGGGUGGUGCUAAGCCUGGCGGUGCCACCGCCGCUCUUGGGGCAGCCGGCGCGAGGGCCGGGGGUGGCAGCAUGAAGCCCGGCGACGCGGCCGAGGGCAGCGGCGUGAAGGCCGGAGCCUGCAGCAUCACGUUUGAGGGCGGCACCGAGGGGGUGGGCAGCAACUCGAGCAACAAGCUCAACGGCGGAGUCACUAAAGGCGUCCCCAAGGCCGCGGGCAGCAGCGUGAAGGCGGCAGGUGGCGAGGGGACGACCGUAGUGAAAGGGAAUUUACCCGAAGAGCUGAGAGCCACACACACGGGAAAAGACUUCAUGGGCAGUGCUGUCCUGGGUCCUGACGGGGAAAUCAUCAAACUGUCUUUGGUGAGAGCCGCCUAUUAUAUCGAAACUAAAGGGCAAGACGGCGCUGGAGAUGUGCUCGUGUUUAACGUGAGCGUGGAGCAGAGCGCUGCGGCAGACGAGCGGCAGUGGAACGCGCUCAUGGGGACCUCGCAGCGGAUCGGAGACGAAGAUGUGAGGUCAGUCGAGUCCGGGGUGAUGGAAGACGAGGAUUACCAAGACCUUCCGGUUUCCAACAAACAAAGAUCACGUGACAUUGACACUGAAAAAGACACAGAAACUGAGAAAGGGACCACUGCUUUUUCUGCUGUUUCCCAGGGAGCUGCAGACAGUGGAUUGUUUGUAACAAGUCCUGUGACAAUGUCUGCACUGACGGAACCUGGCACGGUCAUGGCUUUGCCUCCAGCGUCAGAAUCGAGGGUCGAGGCGGAGUUCGAAGCGUGGAGUCGCGAGCUCAACUCAUCGCUGAGCCCCAACGAGACCGUUAUUGUGGAGGACGGCCGCACCGGACAGAGGAUCGUCAGGUCGCGGCAGACGCCAACGCAGAUGGGACCUCCAAGCAGGAGCAAAACGUCCGUCUCCAUCAUCCUACCCUCCCAGGGUAUGGAUGAUCCAGAAUCAUUUCGUUCCGAUGAAGACAGCUCGAGCGUGCUCUCAAACGCAUUUAAAGACUCAAAGGAACAGCAUUCAAAUAAAAACGUAUCUGAGACCAGCCAGAACCGUGAGAGAUCGGCACAAGAAACUGGAAAGAACAAGGCCGUUGUGUCAAAGAAAGGUAAACGCCCCGAGGCAAGGGGCGACAAAGACACGCGGUCGGCAAAGCGCUCUGUCGAGACGCGGGAGCGCGCGUCCGUGCGGGAGGGUUCAACGGGGGGGAUGAGCCACACCGUGGAGAGGCGGACAUCCAGCAACGACCCGGACGACGCGUGGGAAGACAGCGUGGGUGAUAACGCAGAGGCGCCCUCGAGGGCCGAAACGAGAAUCGCAAAAGAAACGAAAACUAAAAAGUCCGAGGGCAGUACAAAAGCCAAAGCGAACGAAAAUGAACGGAAUGCUUUUGUUGUAGGCAAACCCAGGAAAACGCGGAUGAGCGAAGCGACGCAAAAAGGAGCCGAUGGGGAAAAAGCGCCGCCUUCGUCAAAAAAAGAAUCCGGUGACGAGCAAAGGAGGAAGAAGCCAUCGCGGCGUUCCGCGGGGCCGCCGGAAAAGGGUGGCAGCAGGGGAACGGACGAUCAGGACUCGGGGAGAGACGACAACUCGGCUUUCCAAGACGAUGCGACUGGGCGACAUCGCCGAGGAAGAAGGGGGAGCCAAGUGCGGGCCCACAAACUGGGCAGCCAAACGUCGGAGGGCCAACUUGUUGAACCUGGCAAGGAGCCGGGGUCGGACGGGCAAUCGCCGGCUCUGUCGGAGCGCGAGGCUCGGCGGGCGGCGCAGUCGGAGCAGCGGCGGCUGGAGGUCGAACGGCGGAGGCAGGAGAGCGAGUCGCAGCGGCUCCAGGAGCUGGAGCAGCAGGACAGGGAGGAGGUCAUGAGGGCCGAGCUGGAGGAGGCACGGCUCCGGCGCGAAGAGGAGGCGAGGCAGAAGAAGCGGCAGCAGGAGCUGGAGCGACUCAAGGUGCAGGAGCUGGAGAUGAAGCGGAUGGAGCGCGAGCGGGCUGAGCGUGAGCGCGAGCGCCGGCAGCAGGAGGAGCACCGUCGCAGGGUACUCGAGAUCCAGCGCAGGAAGCAGGAGGAGGAGGCCCUGAAGAAAGCCGAGCAAGAGCGGCUGGAAAGAGAAGAGGCGGAGCGGCGAGCCGAGGAGGAGCGGAUGCUGGCGCAGAUGGACGAGUCGGAGCGGCUGGAGUACGAGCAACGGCGGCGGGAGGAGGAAGAGCAGAGGAGACUUGCGGAAGAGCAGCGACGCAGGGUGAUGGAGGAAGAGGCUCGUCUCGCCAUGGAGGAGGCUAUGCGACAAGCCCGCUUUCUGGCCAAGCAGCAGGCGGAGCUGGAACGCCACCUCAUGUUUCACCGUGAGCUGUGGCUGGAGACGAGCGGGAUGGAGCAAACGCAGGACGUGUCUCGGCCGUGGGUCUACUCGUACUACGAGCUCCUGCAGAUGCUGGGACUGCAACGGCCAGAGCUGGAAGCAGGGCAGCACGUUGACUGAGCCGCUAAAGGUCCCACCGACAGGGAAAUGUCAUAUCCUGGGCCCCACGGGCCGAAUGCCCGUCCAUGGUUUUAUUUCAUACGACCCACCGGUCACAUGAGGCCUACCAUUUCGAAACGGCCUGCAAACCAUAUGUAUCCAUUACUCCAAGCAUCUUAUCGCACUAAUCCGGCACCAGAAGGGAAUAUUUUUGACCUCGUAACGCCACCAUGUUUCGAAUUUUAGCAUCACACUCGGGAACUUCUGAGUGUACAGGGUGGUCCAGAUGUCGUGACCCGCACCGUGAGGCACCACGGUGACUAGGAGCUGUUGACUACCUCGCCUGGUAUACAAGAGUUCGUGGGUUCAAUC